This is a messenger RNA of Tinamus guttatus (white-throated tinamou), 707 nucleotides long. Lineage: Eukaryota; Metazoa; Chordata; Aves; Tinamiformes; Tinamidae. The record is from RefSeq and is a predicted model, not a curated record.
ACUGCUCGGGCAGGUACGAGCUGGCCAGCGUGGCGGGCAAGUCGCGCUUCGCCUCGCACCCCUCGCUGCACGGCGCCCUCGACACCCUCACGCACGCCACCAACUUCCUCAACAUGAUCCUGCAGAGCAAUAAGUCGCGGGAGCAGAACUUUCAGGAGGACCUGGAGUGGUAUCAAGCCUUGAUCCGGAGCCUCCUGGAGGGGGACCCCAACAUCUCUAGGGCAGCCAUCACCUUCAGCACCGAGCCCUUUGCUGCUGCCCCCCAGAUCUUCCUGCAGGCCAGCAGACAUGAGAGCCAGAUCCUCCUGCAGGACCUGUCCUCCUCGGCGCACCGCCUGGCCAACGCCUCUGUGGAGACCGAGUGGUUCCACGGCCUGAAGCGCAAGUGGAGGCCUCACCUGCACAGGAAGGUCCUGACCCCAGGCCCCAAAACUUUGGAGAGCAGCUGGAAGAGGCGCGAGAGCUUCAGUGCUGACAAGAACCACAUCAGGUGGUCGUCACCUUUCCUCGAGUGCGAGAAUGGGAAUUACAAACCUGGCUGGCUGGUGACUCUUUCGGCAGCUUUCUAUGGACUACGGCCGAACCUCUUCCCGGAAUUCAGAGGUGUUGUUAAAGUUGACAUAAAUCUGCAGAAGGUGGAUAUUGACCAGUGUUCAAGCGAGGGGUGGUUUUCAGGAACUCACAAAUGUCAUCUCAACAGUUCUGAG